AAUUUGUCUAUUGACAGAUUGCCUGACGUGUCUAUUUUUAACCUAACCUCAUACUAUUUUCAAGUGCUAAUCAUUUUUUAGGUGAAAGUUGAAUUUAUUUUCUUUGAAACUAUAAUGUUAAAACAUUUAUUAGUGUUAGUAGUUUUAGGGGUAAUUUGGGGUGCUAAAUCUCAAAGGGCGCCGCCCGGUGUAAACCCGCAACAUUAUCAACCCAACCAGCCACAGUAUCAGCAGCAAGGCCAAUAUCAGCAAGUUCCUCAACAGCAACAAUAUCAGCCACAGGUGCCCGUUCAACAACAAAUCCCCCAACAACAAGUCCCUCAACAACAGUAUCAACAGCAACAGGUUCCAGUACAACAAUAUCAACAAGCCCCUGUUCAACCACAACAAGUCCCUGUUCAACAACAACCACAAGGUGGUCAUGGUCACCACCAUGGAGGAGAUAGGCAAGUUUUCAACUCUGGAAACAUUGCUCAUGAGAGAGAACACAUUCAAGAACACAUGGAAGUUCCAAUAGAUACUAGCAAAAUGACAGAUCAAGAACUGCAAUUUCACUACUUCAAAAUGCACGAUGCCGACAAUAACAACAAAUUGGAUGGUUGCGAGUUGAUCAAAUCCUUAAUUCAUUGGCACGAACAGGGUAGCAAAGAAAAGCAGGGCACCAUAGAAGAGAAAAUUUUCAAAGAUGAAGAACUAGUCAACUUGAUUGAUCCCAUUUUAAACGUUGACGAUGGUAAUAGGGAUGGAUACAUCGAUUAUCCGGAAUUUAUUAGGGCGCAACAAAAGGCUGCAGGAUCCAAAGAAAAAACUCAGCCACAACACUGAUCGCGGUGAAAAAAAGCAACACGUUCAAGAAAUGGAAAAUUGGUCAGACGAAUCACUCGAAAACACUGUUAACGAAUUGUUGGGACAUUAUGAUCAUAAUUUUGAUGGUUUUAUUAGUUGGGUGGAAUUUUCACAAAAAGUCUUUAGUGAUAAUAAACAGUAAUUUGUUUUUUUUCUUCAAAUAUUUCCCUGAAGCCUAGUUUUAAGUUUGGGCUUACAAAUUUAAUGUAGGAUAAUUUUGAGAUUUCUUUUACAUUCCAAGUGGACUUUCUCAAAUAAUUGACACAAAUGCGAAAUUUUUGUCAUUAAUUUUAAAUCAAAAUCAGCUAAUGAUAACUAGUUUUUACAAAGUCAGAACUGAUUGAUGUAUAUAAUUAUUAAUUGUUUAAAUAAUUUUCGUCCAUUUAUUACUAUAGAACAUAUUUAGAACUAUUACUGGCUCUUGAUUGGUUACAUACUUCUACCUGAAACAUUCAAGAACCAAUAAUAGGCCAAAUUUUGAUUAUCGUCAACUUUUAUGUAUUUUUGAAUAGUUCUCAAUAGCCAGAAUUAUUUUCAUUGGCUCUCGAUUGCUUUGAGAAAAAUUAUCCAAAGAUCAAGAGCCUGUAAGAAUCAAAAUUCAAACUAUUACUGGCUCUUGAUUGACUAGAUAUUUCUACCAGAACCAUAAUAGGCCAAAUUUUGGAUAUUGUCAAUCCAAAGAUCAACAGCCUGUAAGAAUCAAAAUUUGAACUACAUAUUUCUGGCUCUUGAUUCGAUCAUAAGUUUAAAUCCUAUUGAAAAUAGAUUUUUAUUGAAAAUAAGUCCUAUGUAUUUUUUUUUUUAUUUAAAAAAUUGGGUUGUGAAAUGGGUAAUGCAAUUAUUGUUUUUUCUUGUUGUAAAUAUUUGUGUGCUAAACAAAUAAAAUUAUUUUUUACUUUAA
Molecule: messenger RNA, 1747 nt
Organism: Ceutorhynchus assimilis (cabbage seed weevil)
Lineage: Eukaryota; Metazoa; Arthropoda; Insecta; Coleoptera; Curculionidae
Source: the annotation of a GenBank genome assembly